Messenger RNA from Anguilla anguilla (European eel), 4039 nucleotides. RefSeq names its product stress response protein NST1-like. The record is from RefSeq and is a predicted model, not a curated record. Gene Ontology annotation, molecular function: GTP binding. The transcript is spliced from 4 exons. NCBI's taxonomy places the organism in Eukaryota, Metazoa, Chordata, Actinopteri, Anguilliformes, Anguillidae. Bases 49 to 2628 code for a protein of 859 amino acids.
GACCAUUUUGAAUUUUAUGUUUUGAGAACAUAUUUUUCUGUAACGGCCAUGGCAGGGUGGAUUGAUUCCGGAGAUGUGAAAACAGAGGAUUUGCUGGGAAGAUCCAGUCCUGACUUUGAGCGUCCUUACAUGUCUGAGCUGAGGGUUGUGCUGCUGGGGAAGUCUGGAGAACUGAGGAGUAAAGUGGGGAACAUCAUCCUGGGGGCAGAGGUCCUUUCAGCGAAAGAUCAGUGUGAGAGAGCACGAGGUCUGGUGAAUGGGAAGCGUGUGGCUCUGAUCAACACUCCAGACUUACUGGACCCCAAGCUCCCUGAAGGGAAAUUAAUCCAUCAGAUAGAGAGGUGUGUGACCCUGUCUGCCCCAGGUCCUCACGCAUUCCUGCUGGUGCUGGAGAACGACAACAUUACAUCUGCGGGGAAAAAAAGAUUUGAGAGAAUCCUGCUCUCUUUCAGCCCUGAGGCCUUCAUGUACUCGAUGGUACUGACCACAGAGGAGAGUAAAAGAACUGUCUUUGACCAGUCUUAUACCCAAGUUCUGCAAAUGUGUAGUGGAAGGUGUUACACGUUUCACAACACAGAUGAGAUUAAUUACACCCAGGUUACUGAACUAAUGGAGAAAAUAGAGCAGAUGGUGGAGGAGAAUGGAGGAGGUUUCCUCAGCUGUGAGAUCUUCAAGGAGCCAGAAUCAGCCAGGCUUGGAGCGAGUCAGGUACCUCUGAGGAAGGCUGAACAGAAGGUGGAGAGGAAGGAGAAACCAAGGGCUCUAUCUAAAGAACGACAGGAAAUUAAAGGAAAAAAAGGCGCUGGGGGUAAAGACCAGAGCUCUGACUGUGUGAGGAUAGUGCUCGUGGGGAAGACAGGAUGUGGGAAAAGUGCCACAGGAAACACCAUACUGCAGAGGAAGGAGUUCCAGUCGGAGAUCAGUAUGAAAUCAGUGACGACCUGCUGUAAGAAAGGAGUAGGGGAAGUAGCUGGCAGGCGCGUUGCUGUAGUUGACACGCCGGGUCUCUUUGACACAUCAUUUUCAAAUGAGGAGGUCCAGCAGGAAAUAGCCAAAUGCAUCUCCUUUUUGGCCCCAGGACCUCAUGUGUUUCUCCUAGUGCUACAGAUUGGAAGAAUCACGAAGGAGGAGAAGGACACAUUGCAGCUCAUUAAGAGCACCUUUGGUAAAACGGCUGAAAAGUUCACCAUAGUCAUAUUCACAAGAGGGGAUGAUCUUAGAAAUGAAUCCAUUGAAAGCUUCAUUCAAAGAGGUGACUCUGUAAUCCAAAAUCUGAUUGAAGACUGUGGAAACAGGUUUCAUGUCUUCAAUAAUAGUGGCAUGAACAAUCUCACCCAAGUGUCUGAGCUGCUGGAUAAGAUAGACGUGAUGGUUCAGAGGAAUGGAGGAGGCUGUUACACCAAUGAGAUGUUCCAGGAGGCAGAAUUUACCAUAAGGAAACAGUGCGAAAGAAUACUGAGUGAGAAGGAGGAAGAAAUGCAGAGAGAGAAAGAGAUGCUGGAGGCAAAACAUGAAGCGGAGAUGAAUGAGAUGAGGAGGAGGAUGGAAGAGCAGAGACGCAAAGCAGAAGAAAAAAUAAUGCUUCAGGAAAAAAAGCUGAAAGACAAAGAAGAAUGGAUGGAGCUAGAAGAGUGGAAGAAAAAAGAGAAGGAAAAUAAAGAGAGGAGAGAGAGGGAAGACAUAGAGAGGAAGGCAAGACAAGAAUCAGAGUGGAAGAGCAAAAUAGGUGAGACUGAGGAAACGAAAAGGACGCUGGAAAAGGAGUUGAAAUGUAGGGAAGAGGAAGAGAAGCAGAGGGCGGAAAGCGAGAGGAAACAGAGGGAAGAGCUGAUGGAAAAACAAAAAAGAGAAAAGAGAGAAUUUGAGGCAAGGCAAGCAGAAGAAAAUAAAAAGAGGAAUCGAGAGGAGCAGGAGAGGGAAAAAAAUGAGGUAAGACUUGAGUGGGAACAGAGAAUUAAAGAGGCAGAAAAUGAGAAAAAAGAGAUACAGGAAAACAUGAAGAGAAGGGCUAAGCAAUGGGAGCAGGCAAGGGAAAAGGAACAGAAAAGGAAAGAGAAGGAUGAGCAGGACAGAAGACAGAAAGAAGAGCAAGAGAGAAGAGAGUGUACAUUGAAAGAACGCAAAAUGCGGGAAGAGUUUGAAAAAGUAAUGGAACAAGAAAGACAAAAGGAAGAGAAUGAAAGGAGAUCUAAACAACUAGAAAGGGAGCUUGAAGAAAAGCAAAGGCAGCUGAAAAAACAACAAGAGCAGUUGGACAAGGAAAGAAAAGAGGAGGCAGACAGAAGAUCUAAGGAGGACGCAGAGAGAAAAGAGGAGGAGAGGAAAAGGAUGGAAUUGUUGCAGAAGGAACUUGAGAAGGAACGUGAAGAACUUCAGAAGAGUAAGAUUGAUGAAGAGGCUAAGAGAACAAAAGAAGAGAAAACAUUUAAAGACAUGGAGGAACACUUUCGUAAAAUCAUUCUUGAAAACAAUCAGAAAUAUGAAGAAGCUGCUAGAAAAACAGCAGAGGAAUUGAAUAACUUUAAGGAGGAACAGGGAAGAAAGCUAACUCAACUACAAGAAGAGCUUCAGCGCCAAACUGCACAUGGUCAUGAGAAAAAGAAAGGCAAAAAAUGUUUAAUAAUGUAGUGCUGAAAAAGGCAUGUGUUCAUGUGCUAGGCCAUGGAAUGUACAAUUACUUCUGUGUUGAUCAAGUUCUCCAUGUGGAAUGCUCCAAUGGACAGAAGACUGGCUUAUGAAAACAUGAAUUGGGCCCUUUAUUAGCAGAUGCUUUCCCCACAUUUUUCUUUGAAUUUUUAAUGGUCAAUCAUGCAUGCUCACCCUGCAAGGGUCCUCAUCAGAAGCUCAGAUAUAACCAGAGGCUCUCCUCGAAAGCAGGCGGUGUCAGCUGUAUGCUCUGUAUACUGCAGUUAGCAAGGUGGGCUGUAUGUGUGGCUCUACAGGUGAAAUGGUGAACGCCAGAUCUUCGGGCCCUGUCCAUGUCCCAGAAUAUUCCAGAACAGUUCCUUAACAGGAUGAGCCACCCAGCAGCCCCAGGGGCCUCUAUGUUCAGGAACCGCUUAAAAGCUCUUUCAAAGAAAAAAACAAAAUAAAAAAAAACGUGGAUCAGGAACACAUCAGAUCAGAUGUUCUCAAAGAUAUUUAUUCAUUUAGAGCAACCCCACAUUACUGCCAGUUACAUCAUUACCAGCAGUCACUCCAUUACCUGUAAUGCUUCUUCUGAACAGUCCCAGGACACUGGAUGUAGCUGGGUUUACACAGCUAGAGUAGUGUUCAGGCACUAUACAAGCAGACUGACAUUAUUACAUUUACUACAACAGUGGGCUCAGAGUCAGAUUGUGUGAGAUCGGUGUCAGUUCCAGAAAUGUCCAGUGUGAGGAGGUGCCCCACAGAUAUAAACCCCAAGACCCUGCUUCUAUAGUGUAGCUUCCUGUUUGCCUCGUUUCUUCUUGUGUAAAUUCUAAAUAUAUGCACAAAACAAACAGAACACGUAUAUUGCUUGGUUCGUUGAUAAUGAAUGAAUGAAUGAAUGAUUGGCACGAUUUUAACAUUUUAUUAUUUUAUUAUUAUUUUUUACAUUGAUCAUCCUGAUUUUAUAAUCUUUUUUUACCUGCUUUUUUUUUACUAAAUCGACAAGAUCAAAAUAAGACGGUGUUACCGUUUUGUGUCGCUAUCUGCUUUUUCGGCUUGCUAACGGAGACGCAGUUCCAGACACGUAUGGCCACCUUGUGAUCGCCCUACCAUUACAGCGUGUGCCUCCUCGUCCGGCUGAGAGGGCUGCCUCUGCCUGGAGUGGAGAUUCACGGAGCUGGAGAGGAGAACAUCUGUCCUCCACCAGAUCAAAGAGGAUGAGGAGCUCCUGGACUCCUCUGGAGACCAUGGGACCAUGGCUGGAGAAGAGCUGGACUCAGCCGUCCCAUGUCCUGGAGUUGCUGCAGAGCAGGCUGAAGAUCUUGGAUCCAGCUGAGCGUUAGACCCAACCGCCCAGCUAGCUCCACUCCACCCCAAUGCAGGGCAGUCCGCAGAAGUCUGCCUUCUA